AUGGACGUUGCUAUGCGGGAUGUUUCGCACAUAAAGAACAAACUAGGUGAUCUAGAUGAACUUAAGGUUGACAUUCGUGGGUGUCUCAACAAGCUAAACUCCUUAACGGAUAACAAUGCUGCAGUUGAAGAGACCACUGAAAAUUUAACUCGCGAACACAGGGUGCUAGUGGAUCGCUUGGAAGCAUUUGAAACUCGUUGCUCUGAUCACGAUAAAGAAAUUACUGAUAGAAUGCAUUCUUUGGCAACCCGGUUCUCUAAGCAUCCCUGCACUGCCUCGGAUAUCUCGAAUGUCGUUCUGCCUCUUACUGCGCGUAUCCGUACUAUCGAAUAUGAGAAAUAUUGCAGCAAUCUUAUCAUUUCUGGUUUGCCUGAAACGAGUUAUCUUAGCGAUCACGACACUGUGUUGUUGUUAUUUGGGACUCUAAAUGUCACCGUCGAUAGUACACAGAUCACUGAACUCUCACGUGUGCGUAGCACAACCACAACAACAACUACCGACAAACCGAGGAUGUUAUUCAUCGGUCUCUCUUCUUUAGAAUUACGUAAUGCAGUCUUGACUUCAAAACGCCUUAAAAGUACUCUCACCGCCAAAGAAGUCAAUGCUUCUUUUUCUGACUCUCGUAUCUAUAUUAAUGAGUAUUUACCGUCUGAUCUAUAUAAACUUCUCCGUGCUACUCGGGAUGCUGCAAGAACUAAGAAUUACCAGGGUUUCUGGGUCCGUAAUGGUACGGUUAAAGGUAAAAAAGACAAUAACUCGACAAUUAUAGAGAUCAAAAACCUGGAGGACAUCGAGCGUUUGCUGUGA
Messenger RNA from Cephus cinctus (wheat stem sawfly), 807 nucleotides. RefSeq lists its product as uncharacterized. Lineage: Eukaryota; Metazoa; Arthropoda; Insecta; Hymenoptera; Cephidae. The transcript has a single exon. The record is from RefSeq and is a predicted model, not a curated record. Bases 1 to 807 code for a protein of 268 amino acids.